UUUUGAUACUGCAAGGUUGUGAUUGGCGCAAGUGCUUUUGACGUCAUGUGUAGUAUUCUCACCCACUGUAGAUUUGACAAGUUUACCAUAUCCUAGUGGUGGAAACAAGGAAAUAAAUGUCUUGCUGACGACCCUGUAAUUUUUUAUGUCCUUUUAACUGAAGACGUGAUUGUUGUUCACUUCCAGGAAAGGAGAAGGUUUAUUGUGGAGUGCAAGUGUUGUGUCGUUCCUUUGAGCUUUUCCCAUUAGUAAGCACACUGAAACCAUGUUUGGGUCUGAUACCGGUCAGUCUUCCCUUUUGGUACCCCCUUCACCCCCCAGGGGGGCCGGCCGCCCAAGGUCCUUCUCUACUUCUGUACCUACUUCUAACUUUCCUUACAUAGGAGCUUCACGUAUGAUGCAGGGGCAUGCGAUUUCCAUGCGGCUGGUUCCCGCAGCAACAAACGCAAUGGGAAUGUAUACAUUACGGCAAUUACACUUGAGCCGUGCAAAGCUCAAAGCCUCAAGUCGAACAUCAGCCUUACUCUCUGGUUUUGCAAUGGUAGCCAUGGUUGAAGUACAGUUAACCCCACACUGUAAUUGUGAUAAGAGUAUGACCAAUUGCCCUGAAGAUAAAAGUCCCUGUAGCCAUGUUCCAGAGGGCUUAUUAAUAGCAUUCAGUGUAUGCACAACAUUACUUGUUGCUGUUCAUUUACUGGCAUUGAUGAUCUCCACGUGUGUGCUGCCACAUGUUGAAGCUGUUGCCAAUAUGACACACGUUGACUCUGUCACCAGUUUGCAUGGAGCGAAUACAAAUGUUAUAUCUGACUCGCCACAUCUGACCAUGCAUAGAAGAUCAACAGUCCACAGAUCCUCCAAUUCAGACCACAGAUACAUUGAAGCUGCAUGGAGCUUUUCAACUGUCUUUGGAAUAUUGCUCUUCUUGGUGGAAAUUGGCCUGUUGUCAUGGGUUAAGUUCCUGGAUUACUCGCAGAAUGCUGCAAUUGGUUCAACUGUACUCCUUGUUCCUAUAGUUAUUCUUUUUACACUCUUUGCUUUGCAUUUCUACUGGAAGUUAGUGGCUCAUAAAGUAGAAAAUGCCGAUAAAGACCUGAAAGAUAUUGAAGAGCAGUUACGAGCACUUCAACAAAGAUCAAAUGAUAGUCAGUAUAAUGGAGAACGUCGUUCCUCCGUACAAGUUGUGUGAUUGUUCAAUUUGUUUUAUGUAAGUGUAGUUUAAUACAGAGUAGAUAGCAUUUAAAUUAUUUUUGUAAGUAUGACUGAUGAUAUACUGUAUGUUUGGUGUUUGAGCCUCAUUUAUAGGUGUCCUGAAGCCCUGAUCUUUCUUGACCUUUUGAAAUCUAUGAGUAUAUGAAAGUACUUAAUUAUUUAAGUCACAUCAAGUGGUUGUUACAUUAGUUUGAAAUUAUGUUACAGACUUUGUGGUUUUACCUCACAAAAUUCAUAAAUAUUAUAUUCAUAGAUAACAGAACUUUUUAGGUCAGGGCCAAGAAUAAUUGCUUUUUCAUGGAUUUUAUUCUUGGGAUAGCAAUAGAAUGCUUAUGGAAUGUGUUGAUAACAUUUUUUAAAGUGCAAUCUCAUUGCUUUUGACCUUGUAUUUAUUCUUGGCAUUACAUUGAAUUUUAGAGUGAUUACCAUAUAUUGAUAUAUCUGUUUUAUUUAGGUUAAGUGAGUUUUCAUUACAAACUGUUACAUCAACAACAGGUGAAACCUAAAGUAAAAUUAGGUUGACAGUAGUCAGCAUGUUGAUUAUUUGUAAUUUUAUCAUGACACAAACAUACCCUUUUCAUUCACCUAAAUAAAAGAUUUUGCUGUU
Messenger RNA from Macrobrachium nipponense, 1816 nucleotides. It is a transcript of the gene Orai, whose product is annotated as protein orai-3-like. Gene Ontology annotation, molecular function: store-operated calcium channel activity. The transcript has 6 exons. The coding region runs from base 266 to 1186 and encodes 306 amino acids. The record is from RefSeq and is a predicted model, not a curated record. Gene Ontology annotation, cellular component: membrane. Gene Ontology annotation, biological process: store-operated calcium entry. NCBI's taxonomy places the organism in Eukaryota, Metazoa, Arthropoda, Malacostraca, Decapoda, Palaemonidae.